Molecule: messenger RNA, 5225 nt
Organism: Eleginops maclovinus (Patagonian blennie)
Lineage: Eukaryota; Metazoa; Chordata; Actinopteri; Perciformes; Eleginopidae
Gene: mtmr10
Product: myotubularin related protein 10
Exons: 16
Coding region: 442-2739 (765 amino acids)
Biological process (GO): phosphatidylinositol dephosphorylation
Cellular component (GO): membrane; cytoplasm
Molecular function (GO): phosphatidylinositol-3-phosphate phosphatase activity
Source: RefSeq, a predicted model, not a curated record
CGUUAAGUCCUUUACAGCAUCAGUUACUGCGUUUGGCUGCAUCAGUUAGACAUUCAGGAAGUCACUGAGGGUAACUAGUACCGUAACAGGUGGAAAGAAAAUGUAGACACUCGACGGACGCAUAAUAAUUAUUUUUCAUUGUUUUAUAUCUGCGUGGGAACGACAUUUAUAAACUUCACAAAGUACUUUAUGCUAGCUAGUUAGCAAAGCUAUCGCGACGUCUUAACGUUAACGCCUGUCAACUUCUACCAGCUACCUAAUCUGCGACCUGACAGUUUAUCGAAAUGGAGGAGUACCGUCGCUCUCCUCGCUCGUCUCGAUGAAUAUUUUACACACAGAGGUGUCGGAUUUAUUCAGCUGACUAAACUUUAUUGAAGGCUCCUUUUUGGUUGUUGUUUUUUUCCACUGGCAACAGCAAACUGCUGAAGGCGGACAUAAACAAUGUUUUCUGUCAAACCCAUGAAACCAACCUUCAAGAGUUAUCUUCCUCCUGUACAGACUGAUGUGAAGAAAACUUUUGAACCACCUAUUAAAAAGUUGGAGCCCAAGUUACUUCAAGGGGAGAUUGUAGUUAAUGAGGUGAACUUUGUGAGGAAAUGCAUCAGCGCUGAGAGCAGCCAGGACGACCUUUGGGGGAAGUUGAUCUGCACCAACUUUAAGGUCUCCUUCAUCCCUCAAGAUGCCUCUGCUAAACAGAAGUCCCAGCUGUCCCACCUCCUGCUUGGAGAUCACGACAUACCCCUCACCUGCCUGGAGCAAGUAGUAACAGUCAAUGACACAAAAGGGAAGAAGAAAGUAUUGGGAUCAAACCAGAAGCUGAAAUUUAACCCGACGGAGCUCAUCCUCUAUUGCAAAGACCUGCGCAUCAUACGAUUCUGCUUUGGUGAGGCUGGGCCCGAGGGUGCCAAAAAGGUUUGCCUUGCUAUUGCCCACUAUUCCCACCCAGCUGAUCUUCAACUGCUGUUUGGUUUUGAGUACCAAGGUCGGCGCUAUCAUGAGUCUAAAGGGGAGCGAGUCAAUGGUUCCGCCCCACGAGAAGGAUUACGGACCCCCAUAUUUGACCGUCCGUCAGACCUGGAUCGGGAGAUCAAGAGAACAGGAGCAUCAGAGUGGAGAGUGUGCUCCAUCAACGAGGGCUUUGCCAUCUCACAAAGUCUCCCAGAGUACAUUGUGGUCCCGGUCUCUCUGGCAGAUCAGGAUCUAAAGCAGUACUCUAUAUUCUUCACUGACCAGCGCAUCCCUCUCUGGUGCUGGAACCACCCAAAUGGAAGUGCUCUGGUCCGCAUGGCCAUCAUAAAUGAUCCACCGCAGCAGAGGAGGAUUGAUCAGAAGGUCUUCACUGCCAUCACAAAAAGCCACCCACAGCGCAGUGAGGUCAUCAGGUCAGAUCUGGACAAGUGUUUGCCCAACAUCCAGGACAUCCAGAGUGCUUUUUUUAAAGUCAGGCAGAUCUGCGUCAUAGAUCAUUUUGAGGAGUCGGACGAGAGGUGGCUCUCCUCUAUUGAAAACUCACGAUGGCUGGAGUAUGUCAGGGCUUUCCUGAAGCAUUCAGCAGAGAUUGUGUACCAGCUGGAUGGAAAGAAUUGCUCAGUCAUUCUUCAAGAGGAGGAAGACAGAGACCUGAACUGUGUAGUGUCCUCCCUGGUGCAGCUCAUGUUGGACCCUCACUAUCGCAGCAUCGUUGGCUUUCAGAGUUUGGUGCAGAAGGAAUGGGUGAUGGCGGGCCAUCGCUUCUUGGACAGAUGCAACCACUUAAAGAAGAACGACAAAGAGGAGUCCCCGCUGUUUUUGCUGUUCCUGGACUGCGUGUCGCAGAUGAUGAACCAGUACCCGGCAGCGUUCGAGUUCACAGAGUCCUAUCUGACAGUCCUGAGUGAUAGCAUGUGGAUCCCCCUCUUCAGUACUUUCCUCUUCAAUUCUUCCAAACAGCAAGCUAAGCAUUUGAUGGACUUUGCCAAGAAUAAAGCCAUCCCUCAAGGAGAAGACCAGGUCGUGUAUUUCCCUCCGGUGUGGGACUGGUCGCAGCAGUUCUCCCCUAAAGACCAAACCCUCUUCAACAACCCCAUGUACGUAGGCAAAGGAGCGGCCUGUGUUCAGAAUGGAGAAGUGAAAACCUUCAGGCGCACAAAGAAAGCAUACAGCCACACACUGCGAGGGAUGUCUGCGUCUAUGCGUAAUGGGAUGAAGGUUGGGGAGGACACAUUGACCCGACGGGGCUCCCUGGUGUCGGAGCUGAGGCCUGAUUUCUCACCCGUUAAAGACGAAAGCCCGUCGGAGCGCUUCUUCAGAGACUGGUUCUCUCGCCCGGCGGACCAGCAGGGCCUCCUGAUCCCACUGCUCUUGCCCUCACACCUCACUCUCUGGAAGCUCUACUUCCUACGCUGGGUUCCUGAAGCCUGCAUCCCCAAAGGAGGCCCCAUCACCGCCUACCGCAAGCUCUCCCAACUGGUCGAUGAAAUUGAGAUUCUACAGAGCCAGCUCAGGCAGUAUAAAGGACGCAGUCCCGGCAACGUGCCACUCCCCAGCUCUACUGGGCCCCUCUCAGACCAAAGGAGGAUGUAUUUUAAGGCUAGUUCCCCACAUGACCCCCCUUCACCUUCCGACAUCCUUACCUCCUCCUUUCCUUUCUCUCCAACUGGAAACCUGUGUCGCGGCGGUAACCAUGGGACACCCAUUAGCAAAUUUCUGAAUGGGGCGAGGAUCUGGCUCUCUACGGAGACUCUUAAUGACACUGUCUGAAGAAGGAGGUGGUUAUAGGCUCCCUUUUCUGAGCUCAGUACAGGUUUGUGUAACAAUGAACCUUCUUAUUUUCUUUGACCUCUUUCUUUAAUUCCAAGAAGGAAAAUGGAAAAAAUGAACUUUGGAUUUCUGAUAUUUUAAUUAUUUAUAAGCUAUAAAGGAGCACCAUUGAUGCUGCAUUGAAAUCUGAGGUCCUUUCUAACUGAAGCGCCCUCUAUAGGACUGAAUCACUAAUCACCAUUACAGUUGAGGAAUGAGAUUUUCUAAAGCACAUCCUCCUUAUUGGCCAAGGAGUUUCUAUUGUGAGGUCACCGGAAUAUGAAAGAUUGUAAUACCCGUUUUAUACUAGAAUCAUUUUUUUGUAUCUACUUCAGGUCUCUCCGUUGGAUAACGGCUCUUUUCUGUUGAGCGUAUGUGUGACCCAAAUAAAGAGUGCUCCUGGAGAUGUUUAUAUCGAGUUUAGAGCUUCAUCCCCGAGAUGUACCUGUUUUUAAAUGGUGAUUUUAAAGCAGUCAUCAAAUAUGUCUCGUUCAUGUGAAGCAGUGCCAUCAGCUUUACCCUUUGACAAAUUCUCUUGGUCGAUAUGAAACCCCCUCUGUUAUGGAGUUGAAAAAUAUAAUCCAUAUAAAAAAUGCCUGUUUUUACUGCAGCAUUAAUGAUGCAUCUCACUGAACACUGAUUUCCGAGUAAUCCAUUUGUUUUUACCUUCCAGGAAAUAUAAUUGACAAUAAAUAUUUUAGAAAGAGGAACAGAAAAUAACACUUCUAAAUAUAUUUGUUUGUGUUAAAAACAAAGAGGAUCUGGCCUGGCUGAAUGUAAUGGGGCAAUUAUUUUCUCUUUUUUUCUUUGCACAAGCUUAAUGCUACUUGCUCCAAGUGCCCAUACGUUAAUGGUUAUAUUGAAAGUUUCACUCUACGCAGCAAAUAGUGUGAUUUCAGGGUCUUGCUUUGUAGAUAUACUCUAUUUUUGAAGCAGAGAAAAGGGCCUGUACUUUCAGUAUCAUAAAGCAGGUGAUAUUCAGAGGGCAAAGUGGACAUGUGAGGACUUCCAAUCUGUGGUAGAUAUUUCCUCUUCUCUUUCUGAAGGGGUUUUAUUAAACUUUUAUACAGGCCUUCUGGUAAGGCUCUAAUUAUUAGUAGAAAAAAGCAGUUCAUAAUAACAGUACCUGUAUGGGUAAAUAUUUUACGCAAAAGGACAGACAAGGGCUCUGACUCAAAGCGGUCCCUAGUUUAGAUGAAGUUAAUGUUGGCACUGAUCCAAUUAACCAGACAGUGAUUGGUUGAUGACGAGUGACAAGAAAAUAUAAGCAAAAAGCACCUGGAUAGCAAUAUGUGAUAUUUUGUCAACCGACUACAGUCACACGGGCUGUUUAAGGAAAGCCUGAUGUUUGUACAAAGGGAAAGGCUAAACAUACUGUAUGUAGCUAUAACAAUAACAUGUGUUUUGUUUUGUGUCUUGUUUUCUUUCCAGAUUAUCCUUCUCUGGUUAUAGGAAUAAUUUAAUAAAGUACAAGCAGUGGUUCUGUACUUUCAGGCUAGUGAUGGCAAGGUUGGUAAGUUAAGACGUUCACAGGUUUAUAUGAGAUAUUUUCGAGCAAGUUAAAGUGCACUGCAAAGACUUUGUCAUUUGGAGAUCCUUUAAAAAAAGUGUCUGCUUAACUAGAGAGGGGUUGAGAUGAACUAGGGCAAAUGGAUCAGUCAUCCAGAUUCGAUUUAAACUAGGGAGGAGUUAGCACUGUGUAAUAUAUAAUGUCUUAAAAUAACAGUACAGCAUUUCAAAUAUAAUAUAUAUAUAUAUAUAUAUAUAUAUUUUACAACUGUCUUAACAUCUGUCCUACAACACAGUAGCAUCCAUCCUUAAAUGCUAGAUUGACUAAUUUCCAAUAAUAUUCAACUAAACGCGAUUCUAUAGCAAUAACUAACUAGUUCAGGUGGGAUUUUUUUUUUUAUAUAAAGAAGUGUGUAUAGAAGUGAACCUGCUCUCCCAAAUGCUAGUAAUUGCACAUUUCACUCAAUAUAUUGCAGAUAUUAUUAAUACUGUAUUGAAAUCUCCCAAUUAAUAUCUUUGAUUAAUGGUACUAGAUUACUUUUAUCCUAGAUUCAGUCUUUAUGUUUUCUGGACAGAGAUAUUGAUAUGCUAUGAUCUUCCACUAUCUCACCAUGUUGCACUCUGCUGUAAUUGCAUGAAGACUGCUCCCACAGUUUGAUAUUGAUGAGCAGCAGAUGUAUUUAUUCAGAUAUGCAAAUGCUCUCAAAGAAGAAUGCAAGGGCUACUGUACACCCCCCUGUGCCUUGUUAGGAAGAUUCAACAUUUUUGUAACUAUAUUCUAAAUAUAUUGACCUGUUUUAGUUUUUCUAAAACUGUCGAGUUAUCAAUUCUGUAAAUCUAGUAAAUUCACUGGUAAUGCACUGAGGCUUUUUCUCCUGACCAAGAAUAGGGCUUGAAUGUGUACCAGUAACAAAUCAUUACAAUGUUUUUCAAAUGAA